Messenger RNA from Crotalus tigris (Tiger rattlesnake), 1090 nucleotides. RefSeq lists its product as uncharacterized. The transcript is spliced from 5 exons. Bases 77 to 1090 code for a protein of 337 amino acids. Gene Ontology annotation, biological process: positive regulation of B cell activation; defense response to bacterium; complement activation, classical pathway. NCBI's taxonomy places the organism in Eukaryota, Metazoa, Chordata, Lepidosauria, Squamata, Viperidae. Gene Ontology annotation, molecular function: antigen binding; immunoglobulin receptor binding. The record is from RefSeq and is a predicted model, not a curated record. Gene Ontology annotation, cellular component: external side of plasma membrane; immunoglobulin complex, circulating; blood microparticle.
AGGUUACGCCCACUAACACAAAGUUUGAGCACUUUCCUAGAUCCUUUGCCCCCUCCAUUCAUUAGAGGGGGCAAAAAUGUUCCUGUGGCUAAAUUUGGUGUCCUUUCUAGUGGUCCUCAGAGGUGUCAAAUCUGAGGUCCUGUUGGUGGAGUCUGGAGGGGAUGUGAAAAGACCUGGGGGGUCCCUCCAUCUCUCCUGCCAAGCCUCUGGAUUCACCUUCAGCAGCUUUGCUAUGAGCUGGGUGAGACAGGCUCCAGGAAAAGGACUGGAAUGGGUGGUAUACAUAAACUCCGGUUCGUCUAGUAUUUAUUACUCAGACAAAGUGAAGGGACGCUUCACCGUCUUCAGGGAUAAUGCCAAAAGCCAGCUGUAUCUGCAAGUGAACAAUCUCAAACCUGAAGACACGGCAGUCUAUUACUGCACAAGAGACACAGUGAGAGGAACUCAACUCGCUGAAACUCCUAUCAUUUUAGAUGUCCAAUCUGCAGUCAAGCUACUAGAGUCUGAAGGGGACAGGAGAAGAUCUGGAGACUCCAUCAGCCACUCCUGCCAAGCCUCUGGAUUCAACUUUGGUGUCUUCAACAUGUUCUGGAGAGAACAAAACACAAAAAUGAUCCUGUGGUUAAAUUUGGUGUCCUUCCUAGCAAUCCUCAGAGGUGUCAAAUCUGAGGUCCAGUUGGUGGAGUCUGGAGGGGACGUGAGAAGACCUGGAGGGUCCCUCCAUCUCACCUGCCAAGCCUCUGGAUUCACCUUCAGCAGCUAUGCUAUGAGCUGGGUGAGACAGGCUCCAGAGAAAGGACUGGAAUGGGUGGCAUAUAUAAGCUCUGGUUCGUCUACUAUUUACUACUCAGACAAAGUGAAGGGACGCUUCACCAUCUCCAGGGACAAUGCCAAAAGCCAGCUGUAUCUGCAAAUGAACAGCCUCACAGCUGAAGACACGGCCAUCUAUUACUGUGCAAGAGACACAGUGAGAGGAAGUGAAUCUGAAGCUUGGCAAAAACCAGCCAUUCUUCACAGCAGUUCCACAAAUCUUUUCAACCUCAGAAUAGGGCUGCUUUUCCAAUUGAAGUGUGGUGGUGGGGGGAAAUGA